AUGAAUGUAAGCUUUUUGUUUAUAAAAUACGUUUUUCUAGGUAUUACUGCAAAAAACAGCUACUCCUGAUACUUUGAACACCAAUAUCGUAAGAAUCAAUCGGAUUCAGCCAGGUAAGUUUUUUAAGCUUUUUCAGACCUAAAGAUUUUAGAUGAUAAUGUUGUUGAGACAACUCUCACUCCAAUGGUCGCGGUAGCGACGGGAAUAAAGAAUUCUCAUGUUGCGAUUGGAAUGACGAAGAGUGGGCAGCUAGCUUGCAUCCAUCCGCAUCUUCUUGUUGCGCCACAACUCGAAAAACUCCUUACUUCCAACGCUAGUCAUGUCGAUACAGAAAUAAACCAUGUCCAGGUGAGUGGAAAAACGCAUAUCUAAUUUCCCAUGCAGAUAGACCAAUUCCACGCGAUUGUGACCCCAGGCCGUACAUUUGAAGGAAGACUUGGCCUCAUUCCGAACUGUCUGAAAGAUGUCUUCCAAUCUGCAGGCCUGAAUAUAAAGUACUUGGCCGUCAGUGUAGAAAAUCUGAGUGUCACCUAUACUGGUAUUGCUAAAUUUGUAAAAUCUCACAGAGCCUCAAUUCUAUUGAAAUCAUUGGAUCGUUCGGCCUAUGAAGUUAUAUUUCCUCUUGUUCUGGUUCCGCAAGAAAGACGUGCUGAUUACGUUAGUUUUUCAUCACAACUUUGAGUCACAAAAAACUAUCUUCUUUCAGCUCAACAUUCCUAAAGAUAAAAUCCUCUUCUACUACACUGCUUGCAAAAACCUGCCAGGUUCCAAAUAUCCCCUUAGAGCCUACACUUUGUCGGUGGUCGAGGGUGGACAACAUAUAAUAGAACAACUGGCACAACGAGAGGCUAAUGAAGAACAGGCACAACAAUCUCCAGCCGAAGAAGACUCCUCUGAAUCUCCACCUUCCUCUGCCGCCAAUGAAAUCGAUCUUAUCCAAUUCUAG
Messenger RNA from Bursaphelenchus xylophilus (pine wood nematode), 946 nucleotides. Lineage: Eukaryota; Metazoa; Nematoda; Chromadorea; Rhabditida; Aphelenchoididae. The record is from the annotation of a GenBank genome assembly.